AUGUUUCAACUUCGUCACUUUUGCCACUGUGGUUCAAGAAUCCAAGCAAUUCGAGGACAAUUUUCAAUUUCCUACCAGGAUCGACAUCGCGCGCCCUCGUCUGGGUUGGUCGCAUGUGGGUUGCUCUUCGAUUCGCCGGAAAAUUGCCGGAGAGUCCCCCCCGGCGAGGCUGCGGUUUCUUCGACGACGUCGUCCUCGAUCGUGAAUAACAGUGAUGAUGAGUCUGGGAGCGGUGACGGCGAGAAUGAUGAGGCUCAAAGCUCGUAUAAAGGUCCUUUGGAUAUGAUGAACGCGUUGGAGGAGGUUUUACCUAUGAGGAGAUGGAUCUCAAAAUUCUAUCACUACAAAUCCAAGUCCUUCACGUGUCUGGCAGAGGCUUCAUCUUCUUCCAACAUCAAAGACCUUGCAAAACCAGACAAAGCAUAUGUCAGAAAACGCAGGAACCUACAUGUGGGAGAAGAACCGAAGCUUUCUACUGAGAAGCAAUGGGAGCGGGAUUUCAAAGAGACCCAUCUGAACAAGUCGAAGCACAUUAGCUUUGGCUGUUAA
Molecule: messenger RNA, 549 nt
Organism: Prunus armeniaca (apricot)
Lineage: Eukaryota; Viridiplantae; Streptophyta; Magnoliopsida; Rosales; Rosaceae
Source: the annotation of a GenBank genome assembly